Molecule: messenger RNA, 881 nt
Organism: Cladocopium goreaui
Lineage: Eukaryota; Dinophyceae; Suessiales; Symbiodiniaceae
Source: the annotation of a GenBank genome assembly
GGAUGGGUCAGCUUUCGGAGUUUCAUGGCUGGACCCUGGUGCCGCACUCGCAGCUUCCGUCGCUGCGGACAGGCUUCCUUCCAUUCGACCCAGAUAAAGCGCUUUGCGCCGGCGGCGGCGCUUGGUACGACUGUCGACUGAACAAAUGGGGGGACAAAGUCGUGGCUUGUGAGAAAUGGUGCGGUCUCCCACCAUUAUUGCCAGUAUUCUGGCAGAAAACUAUGUACACCGACUGCGCCUUUGAGAACACCCAUCCAGAGGAUGGUGGUGCCCCCCAGUGGAUGCAUUGGUGUAUCGUUGAUUUCCCACUCGCGCGGAGGUACGUGGAAAUCUCCUGGGUAGCUUGGUGAAUUUGUUGCCCGUCUCCCAUCUGUGCCUCUUGUGGACUUCCAGCUGUCGGAUCAGAGGAAGGGAUGUUGAAGAAAAGCACGUCUAGUCCGAGCCAUACCGAAGAUUCAUAGAAGACUCACAAGCUACGGCAAAGGUCACUCCUUAAUGACCUUGUGGGGGGCGCGGUCGACGAUAUUAUGGGCAAGCUCGGAAAAUACGAGCCUUGGCGCGGCUGGCCCUUUCGGGGGGUGCACCCCACACCGGCGGACCCCAAUGGUGGGUUGCCUCCAGAUGCCUCGCGAACCAUCACGAAGAUUUGCUGUGAAAAGCCGAUGCGGAAAUGCAUCACAAUCGGCGAGCCUACGGUGGUGGUUCGCGCUCUACCAAUCGUGAUACCAGACUUGGCAGGCGAUGCCACGAGAAAGGUCCUAUGGGCGGCGCGCCGCUGGCGUCCAGGUUGCAAUUUGAAGGACCUCGAAACGUUCCUGUGAGAUGGGUGGACCACAUGCCACAAAGUUGGAUGUUUUUUGCGCUUCGACCCGCCGUCAAAA